Adineta ricciae is the source of this 1005-nucleotide messenger RNA. The record is from the annotation of a GenBank genome assembly. Lineage: Eukaryota; Metazoa; Rotifera; Eurotatoria; Adinetida; Adinetidae.
AUGGCAACUCUUCUCCUCACCAAUUUUAUCAACUCUACACCGGAAAUCAUGGAAAGUGAUGAAGAAAUUUUACUGAAAAAGAUCAAAUUCGGUUUAUUUCUUUCAUUUCAAAUUCCAUCGAUUAUUUGUCAUCUUUUUCUUAUUUACCAUCUCAUUCAUGAUCGUUUAUUACGCGUCGCUCUUCGCAAUCAUGUCAUUUUAGUCUUACUCAUUCUCAACUUUUUACUGGUCACCAUUGAUCUAUCCAUAGUACUUGAUUUUCUUUAUAUUGGUUACAUUCGGGAAAAGACUGUGCAGGUUUGUCAAACAUGGAAUCUUCUCGAUUCAUUUCUUUCGAAUUCUUCUUCGUUUCUUAUGCUAUGGGCUUCAAUCGAACGACACAUUAUCAUAUUUCAUGAUCGUCAAUUUCAUAACACUCAACUCAAACGAAUUCUUCUUCAUUACACUCCUUUAGUUAUUAUUUUCAUAUAUACAUUUAGUUUCUAUAUUGUGGUCAUAUUUUUCUAUUCGGGUUGUUCCAAUGCAGCACAUUUUCGAUCUGAUGUCAUGUUUUGUGGGAAAGCAUGUUAUGUUCAUCAAAAUGUAACACUUUCCGUCUUUGAAUUAACAACGCAUCGGAUUCUAUCUUCGAUGUUGAUUUUUGUCUUCAGUUUUGCUCUAGUGGCUCGGAUUAUAAUCAGGAAACUACGACGACAUCAACGUGUUCGCUGGCAACAACAACGGAAAAUGACUGUUCAAUUUCUUUGCAUAUCAAUUUUAUAUUUUCUUGGCACUUUACCCCCAGGUGUAGGCGAACUGCUGCAUGUGUUGAGUGGCGAACGGACUGAUGGACAUGAAAGCGAAGUACAAGAAGAGAUUUUUCUUUAUUUAUUCUAUUUUACAUCGUUACUAUUGCCUUUCGUUUGUCUCAUGUCAUUGCCGGAAGUUUACGCGAAAUUAUUCUGUUUGAAAAGACGAAAUAGAGUGGAGAAGGGACCGUCAGUCGAAGGCCGUGACCGAGCAUAG